This is a messenger RNA of Cornus florida, 738 nucleotides long. RefSeq names its product photosystem I subunit O. The record is from RefSeq and is a predicted model, not a curated record. The coding region runs from base 107 to 562 and encodes 151 amino acids. The transcript has 4 exons. NCBI's taxonomy places the organism in Eukaryota, Viridiplantae, Streptophyta, Magnoliopsida, Cornales, Cornaceae.
AUGCAACAAACUCAAACCACCACCAAGAAAUUGAAUUGCCAAUAUUUUCUCAGCAACCAAUCACUCUUAAGUCUAAGCUUUGGCUCAAACCACCUAGAAAUCGAAAAUGGCAACAAGCUUUGCUACCACAUCAACCAUUGUAGGCUUGGGCACUUCCUCCCUCUCAUCCCCUUCUCGCGUCUCCUCAACAAAGCCAACAGGCCUCACUUCAGGCUUUCUGAAAUCUCCGUUAACCGCGAGAAACCCUCUAAAACAAGCUCAAGCUUCAGGAGGAAAAUUUACGUGUGGAAACUUUCAAAGCGAUUGGCUAAGGAGAGAUCUGAAUGUGAUCGGGUUCGGGUUAAUCGGGUGGCUUGCCCCAUCAAGCAUACCGGCAAUUAACGGCAACAGUUUGACUGGUCUCUUCUUUCAGAGCAUUGGAGAGGAGCUCUCACACUUCCCCACCGGUCCUGCACUCACUUCUCCGUUUUGGUUGUGGCUGGUUACAUGGCACGUGGGGCUAUUCCUCUGCCUUACUUUUGGGCAAAUUGGGUUCAAGGGAAGGACUGAGGAGUACUUCUAAGACAAAAGACAGUAUACUCUCUCUUUAUCUUUUUAUCCAUGUAUCAUAAAACACUUUGUUUUCAGUUUCAAUUCUCAGCUUUGUUUCUUUUCUCAUCCCUGUUACAAAGAAAAACUGUCUUCUUAUGACUUCCUUUGUUCUCUAAUAUUGUAUCUCAUCUUCUGCAUUUGUGUCCA